AUGAAUGGUGAAGCUUGGCUUUUCAUUUUUGCGGUGAUUUUGAACGCUGUCAACUUGUUUUUACAAGUGUUCUUCACAAUUAUGUAUUCUGAUUUGGAAUGCGAUUACAUCAAUCCAAUUGAAUUGUGCAAAAAAUUAAACAAUUAUAUCCUUCCAGAAGCCGCUCUUCAUGGUUUCUUGACCCUCUUGUUCUUGAUCAAUGGAUACUGGUUCACCUUCUUGCUCAAUUUGCCAUUGUUCGCCUUCAACGCCAACAAGUUUUACUCUAACAACUACAUGUUGGAUGCCACCGAAAUAUUCAGAACUUUGAGCAAACACAAGAGAGAAAGUUUCUUCAAGUUGGGUUUCCACUUGUUGUUGUUUUUCUUCUACUUGUAUAGAAUGAUUGUGGCAUUGAUUGCUGAUGAUAUGUGA
Saccharomycopsis crataegensis is the source of this 414-nucleotide messenger RNA. RefSeq names its product cornichon family protein (gene ERV14). Gene Ontology annotation, biological process: endoplasmic reticulum to Golgi vesicle-mediated transport. The record is from RefSeq and is a predicted model, not a curated record. The coding region runs from base 1 to 414 and encodes 137 amino acids. NCBI's taxonomy places the organism in Eukaryota, Fungi, Ascomycota, Saccharomycetes, Ascoideales, Saccharomycopsidaceae. The transcript has a single exon. Gene Ontology annotation, cellular component: endoplasmic reticulum membrane; COPII-coated ER to Golgi transport vesicle.